Messenger RNA from Striga asiatica, 1228 nucleotides. Lineage: Eukaryota; Viridiplantae; Streptophyta; Magnoliopsida; Lamiales; Orobanchaceae. The record is from the annotation of a GenBank genome assembly.
UUUUCAUAAUUUCUUUGUUAACUAUAUAGAAAUCAAGCAAUUUUAUACAAUCCCAAUUUAAGCAGUUUUUCAAAAUGAGCAAGGGAUGUCUUUAAUUCGUAAUAUAGUAGAUCAAAUUUAAAAUCAUGGCCGAGCCUAAAUAGGCAAAAUCAUUUCAUGUUACAACCCAGUAAAACAGUAUUUUUGUCAGCCCACAUAUUGUGGACCUGCUCAAAUAUAGCCCAUUGGUAUGGAUUAGACGGUUUUAGUCAUCAUUAUUCAUUUCUGGUUUGCUUCCUCAAGUGUUCACUGAAGAUGCAAAAAGUUGGAAAAAAAUAUAACUGUCGCUUAAACUCGGAGAAGAAGAAGAAGACAGAAUUGCAGAAAGAAAAAAAGUCAUAAAUGGGGUCAUCAUUUCAGGGUGCGAACACAACAGCAAAGGGAAUUUACAGAAACCUUAUCAAGGCAGUGAGGACGCACGUUGGAAAGCAGCAGGAACACAAAGCCCGUUUCACAGAUUUCAUCAAUCAAGAAUUCAGAAGGGACGUUAACUCUGAAAACCCGAAAAAUAUGAAGCUCGCCCACGACUACACUUUCUAUCUUAACAGUGUUCAUUAUCACAAGGAGUUGCUGUUCUGGUACAAUAUCGCGGUGGAUAGAUCUGACGAGAUGAAAAAAGUAGUCGGAAAAUCUGCUUCUAGUGUGGGUCUCCAGCUUCCUCAAGUCUAUCAAUCCUGAUGACAAAAAGGUUUUUAUUGGAAACUCACUUCUGUUUUUUGGCAUGUUUGUGCUUUGUUAAGGUGCACCUUUGUUUAGAAAUAAUGCCCUUGUGUUUGUAUUACGGAUUGUUUGCAAACACUAAAAAGACUCGACCGAUUAUCAGGUUUCAACUUUCGAUAGGAAUAUCUCUCCCUUAUUUUAAUUAGUUUCUUAGAUUCAUAUCGAGUCGGAUUUAGGAUAGGCCUGCGGUAAAUAGAGAUCUUCACAAUAGUAUAAGUAUGGAUUUUUUAAGAAUGGAUAAAAAGUAGGCCUGAGCACUUUGGGCUUCCAUGAAAUAUGGAACGCCUCAACUAGGCGAUAUCCUCGAGCUUAUUGGGCCAUAUCUCUUGCCUAAUAAAGAUUGACUGGUCACAUAAAGAAGAAAAUGUGUCAUAUUUGUAUGGUUUUCAAGAGUGCAUUUUUUUUUUGUACAUUUACGACAUUUUGUUGCAAAUAUAUUAACUUUCACUGUUCAUAAAUUGUUGAUCUG